Molecule: messenger RNA, 654 nt
Organism: Arthroderma uncinatum
Lineage: Eukaryota; Fungi; Ascomycota; Eurotiomycetes; Onygenales; Arthrodermataceae
Product: ERP6
Exons: 3
Coding region: 1-654 (217 amino acids)
Biological process (GO): intracellular protein transport; endoplasmic reticulum to Golgi vesicle-mediated transport; Golgi organization
Cellular component (GO): endoplasmic reticulum; COPII-coated ER to Golgi transport vesicle; Golgi apparatus
Source: RefSeq, a predicted model, not a curated record
AUGUUCUUCUCCCUAAUCACCAUCCUGACACUCUCGACUCCUGUCCACUCCCUAUACUUCUACAUCCAUGGGCGACAGCAGAAGUGUUUCUACGAAGAAUUGCCCAAGGACACUCUGGUAGUCGGAAACUACCAGGCGGAAGUCUACAACCCCAACACCAAUACAUAUGCCCCCGAUAAGAGUAUAACCGUCACCAUCACUGUUGAUGAAGUAUUCGAUAACGACCACCGAGUUGUUUCUCAGAAGGGAGCCGACAAGGGACGCUUCACCUUCUCUACCGCUGAUGCGGGACAACAUAAGCUAUGCUUCACACCAGACUCGCAUGCCAACAGCGGAUGGCUCUCCGGAGCUUCGGGCCCAGUGAAGUUGACCCUUGACAUGGCCAUUGGAGAGUCCAACCACCUCGAGUCCGAAGACAAGAGCAAGCUUGACGAUCUAGUUGAAAGGGUUAAGAAUUUUAACGGAAGACUUCAGGAUAUUCGCCGCGAACAGGUUUUCCAGCGGGAGCGAGAAGCCCAAUUCCGUGACCAGUCCGAAGCUACCAACUCCCGCGUUGUCCGAUGGGCCUUGAUCCAAACUGCUGUCCUCCUGGCAACCUGUGCCUGGCAAUUUUCGCAUCUACGAAGCUUCUUCAUCAAGCAGAAGCUUACUUAA